CCUCGUUAACUUCCUCACUAUAAAAGCCAUGGAGGGUGGGCUUUCCCACCUUCCCCUUCAUUUCUUUCUCCCUCCUUCAAGAUAUAUCUCAAGGUGGGAGGGAAAUUGAACUGAUGGCACCAAUGAGCUUGCCUCCUGGUUUCCGGUUUCAUCCGACCGACGAAGAGCUCAUCGUGUACUACUUGAAGAGGAAGAUCAAUGGUCGCAGGAUCGAGCUCGAUAUCAUCCCCGAGGUCGACCUCUACAAGUGCGAACCAUGGGAUCUACCAGAGAAGUCUUUUUUACCGAGCAAGGACCUCGAGUGGUACUUCUUUAGCCCGCGAGAUCGCAAGUACCCGAACGGAUCGAGGACGAACCGAGCCACUCAAGCGGGGUACUGGAAGGCCACCGGAAAAGAUCGGAAGGUGAAUUCGCAGCACCGCGCCGUCGGGAUGAAGAAAACACUUGUCUACUACGGUGGUCGAGCUCCACAUGGCUCACGGACCCAUUGGGUCAUGCAUGAGUAUCGGCUCGACGAGACGGAAUGCGAGAAUGCUGCCGCAGGUUUGCAGGAUGCAUAUGCUCUAUGCCGCGUGUUCAAGAAGACUGAGCCGGGUCCGAAGAUCAUAGAGCACUAUGGUGCUUCUCAUGCUCAUGCUCAUGCUCAUGCUCAUUCUCAAUGGAUGACCAAGGAUCAUCAUCCAACAACAACAACAACAACAAUCUCUGCGGAUAUACGAGAGAGUGACGAGGAUGAUUUUGAGGGUUUUGGCAUAAUUAGUCCAUUUCAAAGUGGCGCUUGCUCAUCAAACAUAAUGAUGCAGCAGCAAUAUUGUCUAGCACAAGAUCCACGAAUUGAUUCAUGGAAUUCCCCGGGAUGCUUCUCUUAUACUCCAUCAAGGCUUCAGGUCGAGGACUUCCCUCACUUCGACUUUGAGGGAAGUAACAACGACAACAACAAUAACAAUGACAACACAUUAGAAGAGAUCUCCUUGUCGAUCGCCUCGGAGCUGGUCUCUAACUACACUGAUGAUCACUUUUGGCUCGGAUCUAAUUAUUCUCAUCUCGAUGAAUUCACGUCCCUGUUGGAAAGCAACGAAGGUGCUGAUGAUCAGCUAUGUCAAAGAAGUGAGCUCAUGGGAAGUACCUUGCACUGCGAUUCAACGGAGUUUGUGGAAGAUGAGAUCAAAAGUACACCACUGCAAACCGCAUUAAUUCCGACCUAUGGAUCAUUCGGAGAGGUUGAAGAUCAAGAAGGUGAGGAAGAUCAUUCCGCCGGAACCAAGCCGGUGUUUGGCGUGGAGUUCCGGCGAGGGCUGCUUGUGUCAAGCGUGGCCAGGUGCGACACUUUCUUCCACCGAGUGGAGCCGACGAAGAAGGUCAGCUUCCAUUUGAGUGGUCAGGUGGAAGAAGAAGGAGAAGGAGAAGGAGAAGGAGAGGCGAGAUCGAGCGUCGUCGACGGUGGCAGAGCCUCCUCGUUCUUCAACAAGUUUAAGGCGUUUGUGUGGGAGAAGCUUGUGGGGAGUUGGUCGACCAUGAAUUGCGGAUUGUUUUUUCGCGGGAACUUGCCCUUGCUCGCGUUUGCUCUCUCUCCUUGCAGCGCUGCGUGCGAGAUCAAGUGACUGCGUCAUGCGAUAGUUCGUUGUUGUUCUAUUUGUAUCGUGUAGAAAGAUUCAUACUGAUUCACGAGGAUAUUCUUGUGGAAUAUGCCCUAAUUUUAUGUAAGAUAUUGUUGUCG
Messenger RNA from Zingiber officinale, 1717 nucleotides. RefSeq names its product NAC domain-containing protein 86-like. The coding region runs from base 114 to 1601 and encodes 495 amino acids. NCBI's taxonomy places the organism in Eukaryota, Viridiplantae, Streptophyta, Magnoliopsida, Zingiberales, Zingiberaceae. Gene Ontology annotation, molecular function: DNA binding. Gene Ontology annotation, biological process: regulation of DNA-templated transcription. The transcript is spliced from 5 exons. The record is from RefSeq and is a predicted model, not a curated record.